AUGCUUGAUGCGAUACAGUGGUGCGUCAUUCGCGCUUCGGUUGUAGUCGGAUAUCUGCCGCUAAGCACACGAAAGCGGACAAAGGGUCCUUCAAAACACAGCCAUUUUGAAACAGUUCGAACGAAAUGUUACGUGUAUCUGUACCUCCUAUCUCCGGAUCAGCAUGAGCCUACUCCUCGGUUGGAAGAUUUCUUCUGGACAGGGUCGGGCGACGGUCCACCACCACCGCCAGAUGCGCCUUUACCAGCCCCACUUGAACCAUCCACGCCCAUCGUUAAGACCACCACGGUUCUGGCCACCGUAUAUUUGGACUCUUACCCCCCUCAGGCGGUGACAGAUAAAACAACAGGAGAAUGUGUGAUGAACUGUGGAGAACCAGUGGGUCCAGAUAGCUUAGAGCCAGAAAUACCAGAAGACCGACGGUAUUGGCUGCUUACUGUUAUACAAGGAUCCACUCCUGAAAGCUUACAGUUAAAGCUGGCAAGAUUGUACCAAAAGGCGUUUUUGAGGCAACAAGAACGUCAUCUUGGAAUCAUUAAAUCAUUAGAUGCACCGACGACUAGAAAAAAACACGAGGUGCAUUCGUUUAUCAUUAAUAAAGACAAUAAUUUAAAUCAAAGUCCUAAUUCAAACACUCCAUUAAGAUACCUGGAUAUUCAAAGUUCAGUUGUAAGUUUUACUCCUAUGGAGUCUAUAGCUGCUACAAUAAUACCGAAUGUAACAAGUCUGAGAACAGCUAAACUAUAUGCUGCCAAUACUGCGAUAAACAAUGAUACAAAUUUACAAAUAAGACCAACGUAUAGAAGCGAAGUUGAAUCAUGGAUAUUAGCAACCCCAACAGUUAUUGUGGAAAAAAGGGAAAUCAUUGAUAAAGCGCUCAAUAAUUCAGAAAGUAAAGAAGAAUUAAUUGAUUUACCUCUAGAAGAAGAUGCGAGUAAUGAAACGUUACUUUUUAAGAGGGAGAUUAUAAAACCAGAGCAGCAACCACCGGUACAGGUUUACAUCCAGAAUAUUACUGAAACUCCAGAAACAGGCAGCGUACAAAUCGUCUAUGUAGUAUUGGUGGGAGGCAGGGCAGUACCAGCGGCUGUUGCUGCUAGAGAUAUGAGGCUGGUGAGGGAUGCUGAAGUAGCGAGAGAACUAGGCGCUGUUGUCACUACUAAAGCUGAACCAGCGUACCUGAAAGCAGCCGAAGGGCUAGAAGGCGAAGCAACCACAGCGUCAGGCGUACAUGGCACAGAGUUAUGGGCACUUGCGAUUGGUGCUUCAAUAGCUAUUCUUCUCAUUAUGGCAUUGUUAAUAUUACUGUGUCUCGCACAUCGAAAGAAAAUCAAAUCUGCAGCAUCCCUUAGAGCGUACAGAAACGAACUAAUGAGAGAAGCUGAAAGAAACCAGUUGAAACAAGUUCACGAGGAAAAGGAUGGCAAAUUGAUCAGCGUUGUUUCUCCGAGUAGAACAAGACCUAGUAGCACUCUUCUACCAGUUUACAGAGCAGGAAGUUCAGGGUCAACAUCUUCGUCAGGAGUAUCAGAAGUAGCUACUGCUCUACGUCGCAGACAGAAGAAGCCUCACGCCUUAAGGAUGCCACAAAAAAAGAGAGUUGGAACAACAGAUAGUCUCCUAGAAGCUGCAGGAUUGGAUAGUUCAGAUAGUGGGCAGCAAUCAGUUCCUCUGACACCUACCUCAUAUCUUUCCAUGCCUUCCGUUAAUUCUUUCCCAAGAGGAAACAUAGUAGAACCCCUAUCAAGAAUUCUCGAACCGGUAUCAGUACGUCAUCUCGAUAUAGAUUCUCCUAUAUCUACACCGAAGGAUCAUCGACCUAAAACGGGAGAAAAGACCAAAGAAGUCGUACCGAGGAGACAAAUGGCCUCACAGUUGGUACGACUUGGCAGUAUUGAUAAAGAUCCGGGAGUAAUUGGUCCCUUGGUAUGGGAUUUGCAUUGUCAAAGGAUUAAAGAUGCUUCAAAAACGUCAAGUCCAGCAAAAUCUACCGCUUCAGUACAAAAACCAGGACCAUCUCGUAUGAGGCAACGUUUUAACGAACUCAUGGAUGAUGCCUUCACGCUUUUUGGCAGUGCAGGUUCGAGUCCUCCUCCCCAGGAGACUUUUGUUAUAGAUACUGAGAAGGAUAGUGGAGAAAAAGACAAAAAGAAACGAGAUGGAGAAAAAUUUGCUCAAGCUCGAAAUGAUAACGUUCGGCUACCAGGUUCACCAUACACUGCCCUGGAUACUAUAAGAGGACGAUCUGCAGGUCCUGGUACCUCAAUUUGCAGCGGAUCUGACAGCGCAGGUGCUCUGGAUCCUGAGUCUGUUAGACCUCGUACGUCUUUCUCCAGGUCAGUGUUUGAACGUAGGGCUCCGCCACCAGCUAGGGCUUGGGGAUCUCUUACCCGAAUGCCGGCGCCCACUGUAAACCCAGCUCUUAUACUGGCCGAGGGUCGACUAGCACCAGAAGACCCAGCAAUACCGCUCAUAUCAGCUAUUAAAAGCGAAAUACAACGCGUCAGAGACUCUGCACAGAAGUAACUUCAAGAUUCUCACAUUAAUUAAUUUCGGAAGUGAAUUAGUACACUAGUAAAGUCUGCAAUUAGUACAAUCGGGAUAAAAAUUAAUUCCAUCUUAAAAUCUUUAAAAUAAAGUUGAUUUUAGUCAAAUAUUGGUUAGGUGUUAAUGGAUUUUGUUGCAGACUGUACACAUAUUUUAGGAAAUUACCAAGUU
Molecule: messenger RNA, 2718 nt
Organism: Hyposmocoma kahamanoa
Lineage: Eukaryota; Metazoa; Arthropoda; Insecta; Lepidoptera; Cosmopterigidae
Exons: 16
Coding region: 1-2526 (841 amino acids)
Source: RefSeq, a predicted model, not a curated record